Hibiscus syriacus is the source of this 912-nucleotide messenger RNA. RefSeq names its product receptor like protein 21-like. Lineage: Eukaryota; Viridiplantae; Streptophyta; Magnoliopsida; Malvales; Malvaceae. Bases 16 to 897 code for a protein of 293 amino acids. The transcript has a single exon. Gene Ontology annotation, molecular function: protein binding. The record is from RefSeq and is a predicted model, not a curated record.
CCGGAUGAAUUAUGCAUGUUGCAGUCCUUGAGCAUCAUUGAUCUUUCUCAAAACAUGUUUUCUGGUCGUAUACCUUCUUGUUUGGGGAAUUUAACUCUUCCAAUUCAAGAGGACAAGAUUCUAACUCAAGGUGUGUUUUUCGAAGAAGACGAACCGACGAUCUUUUGGACAUCGAAAUUGGGAAGAAGGGGUACAGAUGAUGAUGAGUAUCCAAGCAGCUACAUCGAAGAAUCUAUAGAGUUCACAACAAAGAGUGCAUCCUUAUCAUAUAGUGGCAAAAUCCUUAAUAUGUUAGCUGGGUUUGAUUUAUCCUGCAACAAGUUAACCGGUCGAAUUCCGCCCGAUUUUGGAAACUUGAGCCAAAUCCAUUCUUUAAACUUGUCACACAAUAACUUGAUCGGAGUUAUUCCUUCGUCAUUCUCUAAUCUUAAGCAACUUGAGAGCUUGGACCUUUCUUACAACAACUUGGCUGGUAAAAUCCCAAAUCAGUUGGUAGAAUUGAACUCUUUGGAGGUUUUCAGUGUGGCGCACAACAACUUGUCAGGUAGUAUUCCUGAACAAAAAGCUCAAUUUGGGACCUUUGAUGAAAGCAGUUACGAGGGUAACCCUUUUCUCUGUGGACCUAUGAUACAUAAAAGUUGCUCGAAAACUGAUCCACCUUCAACCGUAUCGACCGCAUCAAACGAUGAAGAAGAAGAUAGCUUGCUAGAUAUGUAUGUUUUUCGUGUGAGCUUUCUGGUGUCUUAUGCGGUUAUGUUGUUGACAACUUUUCUUGUACUCUACAAUCCAUAUUGGCGAAGAGUUUGGUUUUCUUUCGUCGAGAUGUGCAUCACUGCCUGUCGAUACUCGACCGUCGUCAAUUUCCUUGCAAUCUACAUCUUCAGGAGAUCUGUUUAGCUGUCACGAAGAUUU